Messenger RNA from Hibiscus syriacus, 501 nucleotides. RefSeq lists its product as uncharacterized. The annotation marks the transcript as partial. The record is from RefSeq and is a predicted model, not a curated record. The transcript is spliced from 2 exons. Lineage: Eukaryota; Viridiplantae; Streptophyta; Magnoliopsida; Malvales; Malvaceae.
CUGUCGUCCUCUUCAUCCUCACCUGGUUCAUCUAUAGAUGAUCAGGUUGAAGCUAAUACAAACCUAUCAGAGACCAGAUCAGGCACAGCUACGACUUCUUAUGCUGAACAUGAUGAUGAACAUCAUGUAUCUGGUGGUUCAACACCUGAAUCUAAAGUUCCUAGUCAUAUGGAUGAAUCAACACUGACACAAUCUCCUCCAAUCCAAGUGAUGGACAGAGUCCUAAAAGGAUUCGAUCCUUAUAGGAUCCCGUCUUCGGUCUUUGAUAAAAGUGAAUCAACAAAUCCUGCAGAUUGGAGUACUGCUUCUAACGAUUCAUUGUUUAGCAUCCAAGUAGGGAACACUAGUUUCUUCAAAGAUGAGUUAUUUACAUUAAUUACUUCACCAGUUGCAUAUGCAGUGGAGCCUGACAAAACGAGUUUUGAAUUUGACAAGAUAUCAGAUUAUACCGCAGAGGAUAAAACAUACCCAAGUGCUGAAGAACAAAACGGGGAAACGACA